Molecule: messenger RNA, 1015 nt
Organism: Pseudonaja textilis
Lineage: Eukaryota; Metazoa; Chordata; Lepidosauria; Squamata; Elapidae
Gene: SYCN
Product: syncollin
Biological process (GO): exocytosis
Cellular component (GO): secretory granule membrane
Source: RefSeq, a predicted model, not a curated record
CCCGUGGGAGGCUGCAAGGCAAACGUGCCAAGUUGGCAUGAGGUAGGCCUUGGCACCUGGCAUAUCUCCCUGAGCCACCAAGGCUGCCUUUGAAGCUGGGCACCCGGCUGGCCUCUUCCCUGCUGCGACCUUGGAGCUGGGCCCAUGUUCCGUGGGCUGACCUUGGGGCUGCAGUGCCCAGAGGGGCACAGCACUAUAAAGCCGCCCUCUGGCUGAAGGACUGGACACUCUGGCCAAGAUGAAGGCUUUGCUCAGCACCCUCCUCCUCCUCCCGCUGCUCUUUGCCACUGGCCAGGCCCAGUGCCCGGCCCCCACUGAGCUCCAGAACCCGCACCCCAACGGCACCAAGGUGUGUGCCCAGAUGUACACGGACAACAGCCCCUACUACGACCUCUGCUGCGCCGGGAGCCUCCUGAUGGUCCUGGAGGGCGAAGACCAGCCCUACAUGCCCACGGCGUUCAACAACAAGGUCUCCUCGCUGGUGGUGGCCCAGCGCUGUGAGCUGACCGUCUGGUACCGGAAGGGCAAGGCGGGCAGCACGCGGGUGUUCAAGGCCGGGGCCUACCCACGCCUGCAGGAGUUCAAGAGGGCCAUCUUCAGCAACUGGGACAACGCCAUCUCCGCUUACUACUGCAAGUGCAGAUGAGUCGCCUCGGCGCGAGCCAAGAAGGGAGCUGCCCCUAUCCUGCCUGUCCUCGCUCAGGUGACCCCCCCCGGAUUCCCCCCCCCCAACUGAAGGUCCAAAGUAUGUGGAUGCCACGUCCCCAAAUUUCCUGCCCGCAGCAGCUCCGCUGAAGACCUUGGCAGCCCAAUGAGAGGCAGGAGAAGAACGGGCACUUCCUUCUGGGAAUUGGGAAGAAAACCAGGGCCGGCAAGGGCCGUUUUUCUCCUGUGGCGAAGGGGGCCUUUCAUCGGCCCCGGGGCUUCUCGGCCUCCCCUUUGAGCACCGCCAGGACUGCCACCUUGCGCGAAAGAUUUGUUCCAGCGGAUGCCUUCCGGUCUUCGUUCCCCUCCC